CACGUGGAGAUGGGGAGAGAAGUUACCACCGAACAUUUACCGUGUUUCAUUCAGGGAACAGAGACAAGAGCCGGAGCAGCUUUUCCAGGGAAACACUGAGGAAUAUCUGACAGAAACACAGAGCCGAGUUUCAUCCUCCUCCUCCGUUAAACAUCAAUCUUCCAUCUUCCAUGUCGCCGAACUAAAGAAGAAGAAGCAGCAGCAGCAGCAGCUCGGAUCAGUGGGACAGCGGCCGCGCGCGGACUGUUUGUCUGUCCUCUUCUUCUUCUUUUCUAGACAAAAAAUAAAAAACCACCAUUUCGGUCCUGGAGGAGGCGAAGAGGAAGAAGACGCAGAAGCGAAAGGCGACGUGCGAAGCAGAAGAAGCAGAAGAAGAAGAAGACGGAGCAGGUGAAAGUGACAGAGGCAGAAUGAACAACAACAAAACCGAGAAGGAGAACGAGCAGAGUGAAUUCACCAACCACGAGGAGGAGGUCCGAACGCUAUUUGUCAGUGGACUACCUCUGGAUAUCAAGCCGCGGGAGCUCUAUCUCCUGUUCAGACCAUUUAAGGGUUAUGAAGGCUCCUUGAUAAAACUCACCUCGAAACAGCCGGUGGGGUUUGUCAGCUUUGACAGUCGAUCAGAGGCGGAGGCUGCUAAGAAUGCCUUGAACGGGGUCAGGUUUGAUCCGGAAAUACCCCAGACCCUGCGGCUGGAGUUCGCCAAGGCCAACACCAAGAUGGCCAAGAACAAGCUGGUUGGCACUCCCAACCCCCCUCCUUCCCAGCAAAGCCCCGGGCCACAGUUCAUCAGCAGAGACCCAUAUGAGCUCACAGUGCCUGCUCUAUAUCCCAGCAGCCCAGAUGUGUGGGCGUCAUACCCACUGUACCCGGCGGAGCUGUCGCCAGCCCUCCCACCCGCUUUCACCUACCCCUCCUCGCUCCACGCUCAGAUUCGCUGGCUCCCACCUGCAGAUGGAACUCCUCAGGGAUGGAAGUCCAGGCAGUUCUGCUGAAGUAUGUGUUCCUGAUGUGUGAUGGUGGCCGUGGCCGGCUGUGACGGGCGUUGCUGAUUGCUUCUCAUGUCCAAUUAGAAAACCAGGAGGACUGACCUGACUCCAGCUCUCGGAGCAGCAUACCGUCGGCAGCAGCAGCCUCAUGGGCCUCAGGACAUUCUAGACCCCAGCUUCCAUCACACAUCGAGACCCCCACCACCAUCCCCAAAGUCCCUCCAACUCUUUUUUUAUACUGUUACAUACUCUAGAUUUACUGGCAGUGCUUUGGCCACACCUCCACUGACACCUCUGUGAAAAGGUACCGGGCACGCCCCUUUGUUUACCACUCGACUGCAGUGACUGUCUGAGGCUACGUCCACACUAGUACGUUAAAGUUUUAAAACACGUCUCUGUUGCUACACCUGCCAUUGAAGAUGCUUCUGGUAUUGCAUUCUAGUUUCCCGCCCUGCAUUAUCUGGGAUCGGCUCCAGCUCCUCCUGUGACUAAGCAUUAUAGAUGAUGGAUGUGUCUCAUCCAUAGCAUUUUCUGCAACGAGGCAACUAAAUCCAAUCUGCUUCCUGUGUACGGACUAUGUAGAAGGUCAUGUGGACAGAGAUCAUUUCUGAAUCGGAAUAAAAUCGCUCAUCUGGACUUUGAUCAUUUCCAUUUGAAAGCCUUAAGUGUGUUAGUGUGGACGUAGCUCAACAUUAGCAGCUCUCUUGCUUUGUGUUCUGUACAUACAAGUGUAAAGACGAGGCCACCGAAAGGGGGGGAACAUACAUUUUUGUUAUGCAGUCACUUUGCAAGGCCAGAUGUGUGGACGUGUGGCUAAAGCACUGCUCGAUAAUGUUAUUAUAGUACUAUAAUUAUUACUAUUGUGUAUAUCAUUCAUAUUAAUGUUAUUAUGAUUAUUAAAUACAUGUUGAAGCAUGACUUUGCAAAAAAAAGAAGAAAAAAAACAAUGCUGUACAUUUUUAGAUAUUUUAAAGAAAUACAAAAAGGUAUUUUUGUAAUCCAGACGAUGUUUGAGACGUUUGAUUGGUUUAUGUUGUGUUGAAGUGUGUGAGGAACUUUCCUGUUUCUGUUUUUGUUUGGCCCUCUCUCUUUAGCGCCAUUAUAAGAUGGUAUGUCACCCUGCUAUACCGAAGCAGCCCUGUCGGUUUGCUUUUGUCUUUUCUACAUACUGUGUGGACUUAGGUUUGCCCGUGUGUGUCUUUGUGCGGCGCCUUUACCUGAUGAAGGAAACGUAUUAGUCUGAUGUUCUGUGGUUGAACCGAGCAGUCGACGCCUGAUCCAGCUCGUCAUUUUGCAGUUUGAGGUAAUCAAAAAAACAAAAAAAACAGUCAUUGACAGGAAUAAGCCAUCGGUGGUGAAGGUAGUGACCCCCCCCAGAGACUGCAAAACAUGGCAAACUGAGUCCUGCUAUAAUUAGGAAGACGUGUCUUCAUUGUCUAGCAGCAGGACAGCAGCACAGUAUGGAGAAAUGAAAGACCAAAGGCAUUUUUUUACACUGGAGAGCUUUCUAGGCGAGUGGAGUUAUUCCGUUUUUUGACUGCUUUGUAGUCCUCAAUCUGAUUUCUUAUGAAGUAUGACAUUAUUUUUGCUUAAUGUCUCUUUUGGUGUCACUCCAAAGAGCCACUCUGAAACUGAGAAGAUAUUCACUUUAAGCAAUUUGUCUCUUUCGUCUAUUUUUAGGGAGCCAAUGUGACUCAACCUGCUUUUGUAAAUUCUGAAUUUACAUACUGAUGAUUGGAGCGCGGAGAGAAAAAAACCCAACAACAAAUCUUUUGUAAUCGUGUGUAUUCUGGGCCUGCAAUAAUGUCUUUACUGUAUGACAUGUCUAGCGAUAAUGUUCCUGUGACAUUUUGACGCCAAAAUUCUCGUUCAUGUCACAUUUGCACAAAAACAAACCUGUGAGACUUUUACUUUUCCUGUCGAGGCUAAGUCACAUUUCACAGUGAUGUGACAAUCAAAAACUAAAUCGAGAAAACAACAAUCUUUUCCCGGUGAUGUUUUAGCCCAGAUGUGUACAAUCAUGUUGGACUGGUCGAAUCAUAUAGUCAGUGUUUGUAAUUAAUAAUAAUGAUAAUAUGCACGCACAUCAUAUUGACUGAUUCUAAGCAGAUUUUGCUUUUACGGACAUUUUUGACGCCAAGCUUGGCACCAAAUUUCUAAGUAUUUAUAAGGUGUGUGUGUGUGCGUGUGUUUUUUAAUGGGUAUUAUGUUUUUGAAUUUCAUAGAAGAUGCCCAUCAUAUAAUUCAUUGUAAGUAUUAUUGUAAGUUUAAUUGUAUAUUCAUUUUUGGUAGGUUUUUUUUCUAGAGCUUCAUUUUGUGUUUGUAUCUGACUGAUUGGAACAUACUGUAUGUAAUAUAUGAAUACUGUUUUAUCUUCACUGUGAAAUUCAGAGAAAACCAUGCUCUUUGAACGAAUGGAUCUUUUUGUGUUUUGUCAGCAGUACGGUACAGACGUUCCUGGAAAUGAACAUGAUGAUCCCUCCUUUCGUAGAUGAAAACUACUCCUUCCUUGUUUCAGUAUACCGUGUGCAUAUCUGUGUGUUUCUGUGCAUGUUCACGGCAUGUGUGUGUUCUUUUCUUUUCCCUAAAUGCAUACAGUACUGUUGAUAUUUAUGUACUCUAGCCGCUGUAAGGAGAAACUGUAUUUCAGUGAAUUGCAGAGGUGUGUUUGUUUGAAACCAAAAAAAAAGGUGAUCAAAAUGAGAAGUUUUUAUAAAAAUGUUAAAUGAAGACAUUUCAGGCCGUCCGCCAUUAAAAAUUGACGUCAUCCUUGUUGUCAUGAUUG
This is a messenger RNA of Paralichthys olivaceus (Japanese flounder), 3774 nucleotides long. Its product is annotated as RNA-binding protein with multiple splicing-like. The record is from RefSeq and is a predicted model, not a curated record. Gene Ontology annotation, molecular function: mRNA binding. Lineage: Eukaryota; Metazoa; Chordata; Actinopteri; Pleuronectiformes; Paralichthyidae.